UCUACUUCAACAAUAACAAACAUCAGUCCGAGUAUAGCCGAAGGCAAAGUAGCAACGCUAUCUUCACGCCCGGCACCUACAACGCUGGAAAUCAUGUUACCAUCCAUGCUACUCAUAUUAGCUUGUGGAAUUGGUAUCAUCCUUAAAACUCUACAUGACCAUUACAAGUGCCUAAGUAAGUUGCGUGCAAGGAGAAAAAUUCAAAUCGAGGACGAGCUUCAAUGGAUGAGUGAUGGCCCUGAUAUCAUGUUCUACCAAGGAAUCAUUCAGGUCAAAAAGAACAGAAAUACCAAAAAGGCAUUCCUAUCGCCCUUUGAUCAAGAGGUCAUGGAAUCUAUGAAAACUUUCAAACACUCGACAACAGAGUUCAUUCAAAUAAGUAUACCAGCCUUAGCUACGAUGAUAAUUGGUCCUUUAAUGAUACUUAUGUACCAUUCAACGACAGAAUUUUUCUGGUCUUUAACAGAAUUUCCGACAAUGCCAAAUAUCAACCAAUGUGUCUCUUGCUUUUUGACUCCAGCAGGGCUUGUGUAUGCUUUGUCUUUCGGUUUUGCAUUCCAGCAAGCUCUUGCAAAGCAAAAUGAUGUAUUAAACAAAAUGACCACCGAAAUAAGUUUUUUGGAUCAAAUAGCAACUCUGACUUGUAAGGUUAACUUUAAGACAAACGGAAUACGUGCAAACAUUUACCGGGCUUUAAAAUCUGAAGCUAUAUACAUGAUGACAUUGGUUCAAAACAGAAAAGUAACCAGCUUCAACAGUAAACCAGAUUGUGAUAUAUCAAUUGAUAUAUGGAAUUUGCUAGAUCUACUGAGAGAGACCAAUAGAACAACCGAACAUUAUGUCGAUAGUAUUAUGGUUCGAUACAUCAUCGAUUAUACAUCGAUUCUCAAUAGUGUGUGUUCCGAUCAGAUCGGUAUAUUACACUCCAAAAUUAAUUGGUUAUUAUGGACUUUUCUUGUAACUCUUGGAUUUUUCUCACUAUAUGGUGUCAUAAUGAUACAAGCCUUCUCCUAUAAGAUGGAGCUCAUGCUGUGUACGCUGACAUUGUUUUCUAUUGGCAUGCUGUGUUAUAUUGUAGCGGACUUAGAUUCUCCAUUUACGGGUAUAUUUCGUAUCGAUUUGUCUAUUCUGAUAGAUGUUAUUCGACGCAUUGAAAUAAUGUGCACAUUAGAGGAAUCAGGGCGAACAGAUCUUGUUUAUUAUCCAGACAGUUCUUAUUUUAACAACACUGAAUAAACUGUUUAACACGACUGCUUAAGAUUGGUGUAAAGAAUGUCCUUUGAAAUAAAUCUUCAUGAGCUAAUGUCAAGAAGCAACACAUUAAACGAACAUGUAUGAUUGUUUUGAUUUCAUUUGAUAACGUGUACAUGUAUGCCCAAAGUCGGGAAAAUCGCCAGUGGUUGUCUUUUGUUAGAUAUCUUAAUGUUUUGGUGGUUAUUUGGAGAAGUCAGUAAGAUAAGAAAUCUUUCAGUAUGAUGACAGAUCUUUGCUGGUUUUUGUUUAAAAAGUAAAAUAAUAAAAAAAAAAAGAAG
This is a messenger RNA of Mytilus trossulus (common blue mussel), 1532 nucleotides long. RefSeq lists its product as uncharacterized. The record is from RefSeq and is a predicted model, not a curated record. The transcript is spliced from 4 exons. NCBI's taxonomy places the organism in Eukaryota, Metazoa, Mollusca, Bivalvia, Mytilida, Mytilidae. The coding region runs from base 94 to 1236 and encodes 380 amino acids.